AUGUCAACUGAGACAGAACUUCAGGUGGCUGUUAAAACCAGCACAAAGAAAGAUUCUAAGAAGAAAGGUCAGGAUCGCAGUGAAGCCACUUUAAUAAAAAGGUUUAAAGGAGACGGUGUUCGAUACAAGGCAAAACUCAUUGGGAUAGACGAGGUUUCUGCAGCACGAGGUGACAAGUUAUGCCAAGAUUCCAUGAUGAAAUUAAAGGGAAUUGUUGCUGCAGCUCGUUCAAAAGGAGAACACAAGCAGAAAAUAUUUCUAACCAUUUCCUUUGGAGGGAUCAAAAUUUUUGAUGAGAAGACAGGACUACUCCAGCACCAUCAUGCAGUUCAUGAAAUUUCAUACAUCGCAAAGGAUAUCACGGACCAUCGGGCCUUUGGAUAUGUGUGUGGAAAGGAAGGGAAUCAUAGAUUUGUGGCAAUAAAAACAUCCCAGGCAGCUGAGCCUGUAAUUCUGGAUUUGCGGGACCUCUUUCAACUAAUUUAUGAGUUGAAACAAAGGGAAGAGCUGGAGAAAAAGGCACAGAAAGAUAAACAGUGUGAACAAGCAGUAUAUCAGACAAUUUUGGAAGAAGAUGUAGAAGAUCCUGUUUACCAGUACAUUGUGUUUGAGGCUGGACAUGAGCCAAUCCGUGAGCCUGAAACAGAAGAAAACAUUUAUCAGGUUCCUACUAGCCAAAAGAAGGAAGGUGUUUAUGAUGUGCCAAAAAGUCAACCUGUAAGUCUGGAGAAUGGAAACCUAUUGUUGGACAUAGAUGAAAAUCUUGAUAGAGUCACUCAGGCUGUUCCCCAGCUAGAGUUGUUUGGGGACAUGUCCACUCCUCCCGAUGUAACCUCUCCCCCUACCCCUGCAACUCCAGGUGAUGCCUUUAUCCCAUCUUCAUCCCAGUCACUUCCUGCCGGUGCAGAGGUUUUUAGUUCUGUACCUUACAGCCCUGCUGCUGUACCCUCAGGUUAUGUUGCAAUGGGAGCUGUCCUGCCCUCCUUCUGGGGACAACAACCACUUGUUCCACAACAACUGGCCAUGGGUGCUCAGCCUCCAAUUGCUCAGGUGAUGCAGGGAGGACAGUCAAUUGCAUGGGGGCAGCCUGGGAUAUUUUCUCCCACCCAGCAACCAUGGCCAUCUGCAGCUGGUCAGUUUCAGCCUGCUGCCUUCAUGCCAACACAAACUGUUUUGCCUUUACAAGCAGCUGUGUUUCAAGGUACCGUGGCUCCCAUUGCUCCUGUUGCACCUGCAAGCGAUUCCGCCAGACCAAGUCCACAGGCAGAUAGGCCUAGACAGCAAGCAGGAAAAGACAUGUUCAAAGAUUUCCAGAUGGCUCAGCCUCCGCCAGUGCCAUCACGAAAACCAGAUCAGCCUUCCCUCAGUUGUACCUCAGAGGCCUUCUCCAGUUACUUUAACAAAGUUGGGAUGGCACAGGAAGCAGAUGAUUGUGAUGAAUUUGACAUCUCUCAGUUAAAUUUGACUCCUGUGACUUCUACAACGCCAUCGACGAACUCACCUCCAACUCCUGCUCCAAGGCAAAGUUCUCCAUCCAAAUCCUCAGCGUCUCAUACCAGUGACCCUGCUACAGAUGACCUCUUUGAAGAGGGCUUUGAAAGUCCAAGCAAAAGUGAAGAACAAGAAGCGCCUGAUGGAUCUCAGGCCUCAUCCAACAGUGAUCCAUUUGGUGAGCCCAUUGGUGAUACUGUAAGUCCACAGGGCGAUAGCUAG
Messenger RNA from Varanus komodoensis (Komodo dragon), 1713 nucleotides. It is a transcript of the gene DAB1, whose product is annotated as DAB adaptor protein 1. Gene Ontology annotation, biological process: ventral spinal cord development; lateral motor column neuron migration. The record is from RefSeq and is a predicted model, not a curated record. The coding region runs from base 1 to 1713 and encodes 570 amino acids. The transcript has 14 exons. Lineage: Eukaryota; Metazoa; Chordata; Lepidosauria; Squamata; Varanidae.